AUGAAGUCUACUCUUCUCUUCCUCGCCCCCUCGCUGGCUGCGGCCACCGUGCCCGCCAUCUUUGCCCGUGGCUGCGGUGACAACUGCGCCCGAGCUGUCAUCGCCAAGGCCUACACCACCCGCGACGGUGCCGGUGACUGCGCCGCCUUCCUGAGGACCACCGUGACCCCCUCCGCCGUCACCGUGACGGCCACGGUCACCGACUUCUUCUCCGUCACCUCCACGGAGCUGGCCACCGAGACCACCCUGACGACCACCACCUACGCCUCGACCGACGUCGCCGUCGUCAAGGAGACCGCCCAGGAGACCGUCACCGUGACCAGCAUCGCCGCCGCUCUCAAGAAGCGUGAUGACCCGGCGCCCACCAUCCCGGCUUACGCGUCGGCCUGCUCCGGCGAGGCCAGGUACUCGACUGCUUGCGCUUGCGUCGGCGUCACCAUGGUCACGAUCACCGCCGCCAUCCCCACGUCGACUGUCACCGUCUCCGAGAGCACCACUGCCUCCUUCAGCGAGACGACCACUGUUGCCACCGAGGUCAUCGUCUCGACCAGCACCAGCAUCGAGUCCACCACCACCACCACUACCAUCCCUCCACACAGCGACGCCACGGCCACGGCCACCCAGACCGCCGUCGUUGCCCCUGCCAAGUUCAAGCUCCGCUCCACCAGCAACGGCAAGUUCCUGAACCCCCAGCUCCCCGAGGUCUUCGGCGUCUACCGCAGCACCCUCGGCUUCACCGGCGACGCCUCCAAGGCCGCCGUCUUCUCCUUCAGCACCCCCACCGGCGGCCAGCUGUCCCAGGUCAGCGGCUCCAAGAGCUACCCCCUCCUGGCCGGCACCAACUCCAACAACCCCGUCGUGGUUGCCAACCCCGCCGGCGCCGGCAUCGACACCUCCUUCAAGCCCGCCGUCUGCUCCUUCACCGGCGCCAAGGUCUCCUGCGCCUGGGCCGCCAGCGCCAGCACUCCCCGCAGCUGGAGCAUCCUGCCCGGCUUCAACACCCUGCUCCUGGGCAACCCCAGCAACUUCAUUGGCGCGACCAUCGAGCUCGAGAUUGUCGCUGCCUAA
Molecule: messenger RNA, 1068 nt
Organism: Thyridium curvatum
Lineage: Eukaryota; Fungi; Ascomycota; Sordariomycetes; Thyridiales; Thyridiaceae
Exons: 3
Coding region: 1-1068 (355 amino acids)
Source: RefSeq, a predicted model, not a curated record